GCAAGCCAUCGGGGCCUUAAAAACCAAGAGUUUUCGCACACCUGAAGUCACUUGGCCGGGGCUAGACUUUUGCCACCAUUGAUGCGAAGCCAGAAUGCAUCAGGGAGUGUACUCGGCUAGCUGUCAACCGACAAUAAACCCCAUUCAGCUCUUUUUUACUUAUUUAUUUUUUUCACUUGCUUACUAGGCAGCAGUAACCGAGGGGCCCACUAGCUUUAAGCUUGACGUUUGGGUUUGUUUGUUUUUUUGUAGAUCCAUCCCAUCUUCUGUCAUGAAUUAGUACUUAGGUGUGUGCGCGCUUAGACGUGUUCUUUUCUGAAGCACUGUUUUGUCUCACUGAAAAUUGAUGAUGGUCCGUGUAGAGUUGUGUCGUAACUGUACUGCCUGAGACAUCACCCACCCAGUUGAGCUCUGAUUGAGUUGCACUUGCCCUACACCUUGGGCCUUGCCUGCUGUACAUGGGAAGUGUGAAGUGGAGUAACGUAAGGUCACUGCCAUCAAAUAACUUUCAGCCUGUAUAAGCAGGAUGAUCACCAUACAGGAUAUCUACGUGGAGCUACCAUGGAAAAAUCCUGGAUGCUGUGGAGCUUUAUUGAAAGAUGGCUACUAGCCUUGGCGUCCUGGUCUUGGGCUCUCUGCCGCAUCUCUCUUUUACCCUUGAUAGUGACUUUCCAUCUGUAUGGAGGCAUUAUCUUACUUCUGUUAAUAUUCGUGUCGAUUGCAGGAAUCUUGUAUAAAUUCCAGGAUGUCUUACUCUACUUUCCAGAACAGCCAUCCUCUUCCCGCCUUUAUGUUCCCAUGCCCACGGGCAUUCCACAUGAAAACAUUUUCAUCAGAACCAAAGAUGGAGUGCGCCUGAAUCUUAUCUUGGUAAGAUACACUGGAGACAAUUCCCCAUAUUCCCCAACUAUAAUUUAUUUUCAUGGGAAUGCAGGCAACAUAGGCCACAGGUUACCAAAUGCGCUGCUUAUGCUGGUGAACCUCAAGGUGAAUCUUGUGCUUGUUGACUAUCGGGGGUAUGGGAAAAGUGAAGGAGAAGCCAGUGAAGAAGGACUGUAUCUGGAUUCUGAAGCUGUGCUAGACUAUGUGAUGACUAGACCCGACCUCGAUAAAACAAAAGUUUUCCUUUUUGGCCGCUCCCUGGGAGGAGCAGUGGCCAUUCACUUGGCCUCUGAGAAUUCUCACAGGAUUUCAGCCAUCAUGGUGGAGAACACGUUCCUAAGCAUACCACACAUGGCCAGCACACUAUUUUCCUUCUUCCCAAUGCGUUACCUUCCUUUAUGGUGCUAUAAAAAUAAGUUUCUGUCCUACAGAAAGAUCUCGCAGUGCAGGAUGCCUUCUCUCUUCAUCUCUGGCCUCUCUGACCAGUUGAUUCCACCUGUGAUGAUGAAGCAGCUCUACGAGCUUUCCCCAUCCCGGACUAAGAGAUUAGCCAUUUUCCCAGACGGGACCCACAAUGACACAUGGCAGUGCCAAGGCUACUUCACUGCACUCGAACAGUUCAUCAAGGAAGUGAUCAAGAGUCAUUCUCCUGAAGACAUGACAAAAACGUCAUCCAAUGUCACUAUUAUCUGAUGCCACCCUCUUGAUGGAUGCCUUGGGUUUCAGUUUGUGUAGAAUGAUGAUGUCCUUUCUGGGUGUGUGUUCAUGCUGGUCUGUACAGUGACUCAGAGCUUUGAAGGGCCUCAGCACUCCAUUCUGAUGGUCUUACAACUUUCUGUAUUUUCAGAACUGGGCUUCUUGAGAUUAUUUCAUAUUCCCACCAGAACUUCCAGCCUGGUUACAUACCCUUAACUUUAGUUUAAGAUGGCGGUGUGAUGGAGCUCUUCCAAAAGUCUCUUGUUGGUUAAGUGGUAAAAUCUGUGUUGUAAUAGGAUGUAGACACAAACAAGAAACCUGCAGGUGUCAGUCCUUCAGCAAACAUUGGGACAAUCACAGUAAGCAAGCCUAGUGCUACUGCGUUUUCACCUUACACAUUAAGAUGAAGUGCAUGGUGGUGUUUCAUUCUUGACUUAUGCAAUGCGAUAUUUUAAAUGUAAAUAACACUGGUCACAUGCCAAUGUAUAUGGUUCCCUGGGUUAUAUCUAUUUUUAUGUAAACUCUAUUUUGUUUCUGGUGAGGAAUGAGCGUGAGGCCUGUGAGCAGAUUCCAUGCUCUGCUGCUGAGAUCCGGGUUUUUCCUAAUAAUAAACAGGACCAUUUUCCAAUGUAGAUGUACUGUGUUUCUGUUAGGUACUGUCUGGAUCAUGGCUAGUGGGAUAGGAAGUUAGCAUUUUACUGCAGCUGUCUUUACAUAUUGAAUUUUUAAUAUUUGUGGUUUUGGUUGCAAACAGAAUUUUAGCCUCUGUCAGUUUGUGAAUCUCCAGCUAAAAAUGAACAGCCACAGGAAGGGCUGGAACUAGCCUAUAGUUGAGUUAGGCUAUCUCAACACGUGUGCACACAGCCUUAUGCAGUGUUCAUCUGAUUGAAGUCCCAGUACCUAGGAUGUGCCUGACCUGACAAAGGCAAGCAUCAUUUAGUGAACUUUUUGCAAGUAAAUUACAUAAUGAAAGAAAAGCAAAACAAAACAACAACAACAAACAAAUAACCAAGUAAGGCUUAAUAUUUCAGUUCUGUGUAAUGGGGCUAUGUAAUGUGAUAGUCCUAGGAAGUUUGUCAGUUUUUACAGGUGGAACUGAAGGAUUCCAAAGCUUUUGCCAACCUGUUAACACAUGUAGCAAUUAAAGGAGUUGUGGGUGGGAAGCUGUGCUUGACAAAGUGAGCCUCUGACACCUGAAAACAUUUGGUAACAUUCCAGCCAUGAGGUGUGGAACCUGCCAAGUCCUUUCCCACAGUCCUCACUAGGUAGAUGUGCUUGAGCCCUGCACAUUAGGUCAGCCCCAACACACACGGCUGCAGAUAACUUAGCUCUGUUUAUUGACCUUCCACAAGCAGCUAGAGCAGAGUAAUAAGGAGUCAAUUAUCUUGACCUUAAUUUAAAACUUUCCAUGAACAUAGGGCUAGAAAUACUUUUGCCAAGUAGCAUUCCUAGCCUUCAUUUUAUGCCAAUGUUUAGAAAACAAUAAUGUAUAGCAAGUAUAAUUUCUAAAGAAUAAUGCUUUUCUAUAGAUUAUUAAUUGUAAUGAGUCCUGUUUUUUAAAGAGUUGGUAACUCGUCAUGGAGGGUGUAUUUUGUAUGUGUAAAUUCACCACACAAUUAAAGGCUGCUUUUCAUCUUGUGAGUCUUUGCUAUGUAGAACGACUACCCUGAAUACUGACCCACUGAAGGGACAAAAAGUAACAACAGCCAGAAUGCUGUUUCUUCAGAAAUGAGCUGUCAUGCACACUUGAUCAGGUUUUACCUGUACAGAGUACUGUAUUCGUGUUCUGCUUCCAUCAGUCACUGGAUCUGUCGGAGUUUCCCAGCUUGAGUUGUGGAUAUUCUCCUAAUGAAAUAGGACAGCUGCCCCUUCCUUGAUGUUUUCUUUGCUGUUCUUUCUGUUCAGCUUCUGCUGGCUGGGACUUGAGGGGUAGAAGAACACUCUACUGCACCACCACCUUUGUCUCUUAGCGGAACCUUUAUUCUGCAGCAAAGGCAGCUAUGUUUAGGGUUAUAGGGCAUCUCUUGUGACCGGCCUUGUGUUUGAUGUGAUUUCUUUAGAUGGGUAGGGGUAUUUUCAGGGACCGUGACAGACCCUGGUCAUCAUUUCUACAAACUUUCUCGCUUGUUCUCAGUGAAACCUAAAUUCUGCCUGAGUCACUCCUUCACUUUGACCUCAUCAUAGGUAGGAAUGCUUAUGGUCUGUCAAUUUCUAGCUCAUUGUUCAAUAACACUGAGAGAAAUGGAUAAACAAUCUUUUUUUUUUCCCCCGGUUUUUCGAGACAAGGUUUCUCUGUGGCUUUGGAGGCUGUCCAGGAACUAGCUCUUGUAGACCAGGCUGGUCUCAAAUUCACAGAGAUCUGCCUGCCUCUGCUUCCCGAGUGCUGGGAUUAAAAGCAUGUGCCAUCACCACCCGGCUUAGGAGAAAUGGAUAAAUAAUUAAGUUAUUCAGCACUAUGAAUUUGUAAAUACAAGAAUUACCCUAAACAUGACAAGACCAACUUACUUAGAAAAAAGUCUAAAGUUCUGUAUUUUAGAGAAUAAUAGAGGAAAACAGAUUUUUUUUUCCUUAAAAGAUCCUACAGAAAAUACUGCAUACCCUGGGAAGAAAAUAUUUGUUACAGACUGAAGGCAAUCAAUAAGCUAGAAACCACUGACAGCAGUUGGUGACUCUGUUCCUAAAUUGGGAGUCAGAAAUACUUAAUUGAUAAGGUGAAGGAGCAGAAAAUGGCAGAACACCAUUUUAAAUCAAAGUCUGGCUACAACAUGACCCUGCAUCUGGUGUAAGUGUCUAAUGUUUUGCAAAUAGGGUUUGGACCAUGGAGACACAUCCAUUAAAUGUUGCUGUAAAAUGGGUUGGUCACAGGUGGGCUGGAGACACUUGACACAGAGACAGGUCAUGCUUCUGCUGACAUCACCAGAGCAAUGGCAUGUGUGUAGCUGAGGAUUCUUACCUGCUGUCUCUUGCCCUUGUGAUGGAUUUGGCUUGGGUGGGAAUAGGUCUGGUAGAGAUGAUUGGAUAGUACAUAAACUCUCUGGGAAGCUGCGCUUAGUAAUGGUUUAUGUUAGCGAGUCUUCCCUCCUUAACGUCGGGAGUUAGUAAGGUGACCCCUUGAAAGAAGUCACUUUUCCAUCUAGGCCAGUGGGGCUCAAACAACCCUUUCACAGGGCAUGCCUAAGACCAUCAGAAAACACCAAUAAUUACAUUGUGAUUCACAGCGGUAGCAAAUUACAAUUGUUGAAAGAGCAGGAGCAGCAAAAAUAUCGUUAUGGUUGAGGGUCAGCACAACAUGAGGAACUGUAUUAAAGGGCCACAGCAUUAGGAAGGUUGAGGACCACUGCUCUAGGUCAUCAUUAACAUCACUUGAGCCCGUUGAUCAAAACCCUUUUCCUCUCAUGUUUGAUAAUUACAUAUUUUAAAAGACUGAAAGGAAAAAAAUUAGUCAUAAGUAACCCUUUUGUAUAGUUCACUUAAACUGAAGUAUUUUCGUGUGACUCAGGUAAAGUUGGGAUCUACACAGCACAGGAGUCUAUUUUUUAGCUUGCUAACUAGAAAAUGGAAAACUUGUAUUUUCACUGCAUAUGCACCUCACCUCCCCUAAUCAGAAACACUGCUCACUUGUGUGGCAAAGUCAGUCAGUCUUCCUAUUGCCAGUCAACAUUUGCCAAUGGCACAGAUAUACCUCCAUUUAUAUUUUGUAUUUUAAGAAUGUAGAUUAAGAUAGGACUGUAUAACCCACACUUUUUGACAUAAAGUGCAAUAUAUACAUAUAUAAUGGGUGUAUUGCAACAUAAUUUAUAACAAUUUCUGUCAGUACAGCAUAUACUGAAAAUUCAUCCUCCACAUGGUUAGUUACAUUCACUAUGAAGUAAGUUAGUCCAGUUUCAUAAUCUGAGUCAUAAUUUUGUUAUUGCCAUAUUUUCUUUGAAAUAGUAAUAAAAUUUUGUAGCUCAAAUUUGAAUGUUCUCAUACCUGUACACUAACCAUGGCAAGGAAACAUUUGUGAGGUUUUUUGUUUUUUACAUCUCUUUUAAGGUAUACUUUUUAUUUUUCUGUACUGACAUGCAAUAAAUUGAUACAUGAACAAUUUGGUUAAUGUUAGAUAGUUUGUAUUCAGUCUUUUUAAAAAUUCUAUUCAUGUAUUGUAGGACAUUAAGGUAUCUAAUAGUUCAAUAAAACUAUGGCUUACACUGAA
Messenger RNA from Cricetulus griseus (Chinese hamster), 5773 nucleotides. The record is from RefSeq and is a predicted model, not a curated record. NCBI's taxonomy places the organism in Eukaryota, Metazoa, Chordata, Mammalia, Rodentia, Cricetidae.